Molecule: messenger RNA, 1352 nt
Organism: Hypoxylon trugodes
Lineage: Eukaryota; Fungi; Ascomycota; Sordariomycetes; Xylariales; Hypoxylaceae
Exons: 2
Coding region: 1-996 (331 amino acids)
Source: RefSeq, a predicted model, not a curated record
AUGGCGGCGCACCUUCAUGUCUCUCGUUUUUUCUUAUUGCUUUUGCAUGUUGUGACCGUCCUUGCUUUCUAUAACGUCUCAGUCACGGAGCUAAGAGUAGUUGAGACAAGUCUGCCCCGAUUAGGCAGAAGAAAUGGCGGUAUCGCACUCGAACAACGAGCCGUCACGACCGAACUAUCUACGUGCGGUUACGUAGACGGCGAUCCAUCUAAAAUUCGAACUGCUGAACCGGGCUAUGACUGUCGUAUAGAUAUUACGAAGGGUUUAUGGGGGUUUUGCCCUACAACUGUUAUUUCGGCUUCGGAUUGUGGAUUGGCGGGAGUGUGCGUUGAUCAAUCGGAUUGCUCCGAGGGCUGCGGGCUGACAGGAACAGAGGGCAUUACCACGUUCACCUGUACCAAGUCGGGUGAAAAUUUCUGUUCUACUGCCCUCAAUGUUCGAGGAGUAGACCAAACAUUCAGUUACAUAGCCUGCGGUGCGAGUGCGGAAAUAAUCACUCUGCUUGCUGAACCAUCGGAUGAAACAACCUCGAGCACGUCCGCGACAGCUACCAGCAAAGAAAAUGUAGUGGGUAGUUCAUCAACUUCACAGCCGGUACCAGCUUCGACUACACCUCAGUCGGGAAGUCUACUGACUAAUCCGUCGGAACCUACGACACAGGCCCAACAACAACAAUCGGGUGGCUCUUCGACAAAUACGGGUGGGAUCAUCGGAGGUGUGCUAGGUGGUUUGGCGCUUGUGUGUGGUACGGUGUUAGCUGCUCUCUAUCUUCUUCGACGAGGUCGGCAGAGACAACGAGAAAGCCAAGAAGCAGCGAACGCUAUAAAUGGUAUGGCACAAUCCGGGCCUAAUAAAGACUACUCGGCGUACAGCAUGGUACCAUCACCAUCAGAAGCGGAUAGCGUCCCGGUAGCUAGACCACAGACACAUCCGGCCGAGGUGUACGGCAGUCCGGCUUGGAGACAACAUUCAAGCGAUGCUCAGGAGUUGCCUUGAAGUAUCAUUCUCGGUAUGGGUGAGACGCUUGAACUAAAUAAUUCGGACCCUAUAUGAAGUAUAGAGAUGGUACUGGAAGCAUUCGCAUUAUUAUAUAUAGGAGAGUGAGUUUUAUAGCUUGGCUCCUUUCUAGCUUGAAAAGAGUUAGAUAUCCCAUGGAUAUUAGAGAUUUAUGUAUAUACUAUAAGACUUAUCUUUUCGUAACUUAUUCGGACAUUUCAAUUGAAUAUAAUAUUUGAUAUAGGCAAUUCUUAGAGGUGUAAGCGUGGUUGAGUGAGAAGCAGAGUAUUGAUUCUUGAAUUCUCCCUCACUAUGAAGUAGGCGUGAAGAAAUAAAAGAAAGGAAAGGCGAAUGGG